ACUAUACCCCCGAGGAUGCUGGCAGGGACACUCUGACUCAUUAAGGGAGAACUUACUGUGUCAGCAAAGAGUGGAGAAGUAAUCCUCCCAGAUAUCACACCAAAGGAACUGUCAGCAAUAUUUCCACCAUCUGGCCAGAUGGAGACCACCACUGGAAUCACAGAUGAGAAUGCCAUAAACACCACCAACAACUUCUUUUCCAUACUCCAUUCCCUAGAUUACCAAGUUGCUUCCUUCCCAUUCAACUUCAGCUAUGGGGACUAUGAUACGACCUUGUAUGAAAAUGAAGAUAUAACUGAUUCUAAAACUUUCUUUGUUGCUAAGAUUGUAAUUGGCAUGGCCCUGGUAGGCAUCAUGCUGAUCUGUGGCAUUGGAAAUUUCAUUUUCAUUGCUGCUGUGGCCCGCUACAAGAAACUGCGUAAUCUCACCAACUUACUCAUUGCCAACCUAGCCGUCUCUGACUUCCUGGUGGCUAUUGUCUGCUGUCCCUUUGAGAUGGACUACUACGUGGUGCGCCAGCUCUCCUGGGAGCACGGUCAUGUCCUGUGUGCCUCUGUCAACUACCUGCGUACUGUCUCUCUCUACGUCUCCACCAAUGCCCUGCUGGCCAUUGCCAUUGACAGAUAUAUGUCCAUUGUCCACCCACUGAGACCCCGGAUGAAGUAUCAAACAGCCACUGGCUUGAUUAUCUUGGUGUGGGCAGUGUCCAUUCUUAUCGCCAUUCCUUCGGCCUACUUCACCACAGAGACAGUCCUCAGUGUUGUCAAGAACCAGGAGAAAAUCUUCUGUGGCCAGAUCUGGUCAGUGGACCAGCAGAUCUACUAUAAAUCCUACUUCCUCUUCAUCUUCAGCGUAGAGUUUUUGGGUCCAGUGAUUACCAUGGCUGUGUGCUACAUCAGGAUCUCCCAGGAACUCUGGUUCAAAACCGUCCCUGGUUUCCAGACGGAGCAGAUCCGGAAGCGGCUGCGCUGCAGGCGGAAGACUGUCCUGGUGCUCGUGUGCAUCCUCACCGCCUACGUGCUGUGCUGGGCCCCCUUCUACGGAUUCACCAUUGUGCGCGACUUCUUCCCCUCUGUGUUUAUAAAGGAGAAGCACUACCUUACAGCCUUUUACGUGGUUGAGUGCAUUGCCAUGAGCAACAGUAUGAUCAACACCCUGUGCUUUGUCACCUUCAAGAACAACACCAUCAAGUACUUCAAGAAGAUCAUGCUGUUCCACUGGAGGAGGGCUCCUUUCAAUGGGAGUAAGUCCAGUGCAGAUCUUGAUUUCAAAACCACAGGAUUACCUGCCACAGAAGAAGUAGACUGCAUCAGGCUGAAAUAACUCCCUGGCCCUUUCCAGCUGUAAACAGACAGGACCUCUGGGACAUAGUCCAAUGUGCUUAGAUGUGCACUCUAAUCCUAGAACAUUUGGUUUGCUGCAGAGGGUAGAGGAAAUGGACAAGUGUGUGAAUUCUGUGUUUAAAGAGCUCAGAAUUUCUAAAAUUGGUGUGUUUAGAUACCGUAACCAGUGGCCAACCAUCAUUGUAUGUGCAAUCUGUGCUAAGAGUAGAGACAAGUGAAGUCUAUUUAUGUUGAUGAAAUUAAAUUGGUUAAACCAACCAAUUUAAUUGGGGUUAUUAGUCUGUAAUAAGUUGUUUUCCUGAAGAGGACUGGAAUAGGUAGACAUCUAGAACUAUACUACAUUUGUCUUUAGGCGAGAGCCUCCCUGGACCUUCUCAUCUACUAUCAGACACUGAUGUAGCCUCUUUCUAGGAUUGUUCUUAGAUUUGAUCUUGCUUCUGAUAUUUGCAUUAUUGGGGCAAGAAUGUAAGAAAAUUUGUCAGCACUCUGACUCUUUCUCUCUGUGUAACAUUUCUCAUCUUGGUCCUGAUUUUUACUGUGAUGACCCUUAUACACAUGCUCAUGAACUGUCCAGUAUGUAUGGUUAAGUUUUAUCCAGACUCUCCACACAAUACCUGGUAACCACUUCUUGAGCACAAGAUUGUAGGUUUACAUAUGGAGGCUUAUUAUCAGUUAUCAGAAUGAACCUUGGUAAGUAGCUACAUAGACCCUGGAAACCUAUUGGACAGGGAAUUGGCUUCAGUGUUCUUGGAGCAAAUGGGAAAGGAAAAGCCUGGUUUGAUGAACAUCCUCUUGCCUAAUGGAGGUGGAUGCAGACAUGUGGGGCUCAAGGUAAGUGCUCAGAUUCUUUGGGCCCAAGGAUAAUACUGCUCCCACCUCUCAGUUAUUCUGACUUUGACAAGUUGAACUUUACCACAAGGUCUCUUUCUUUUCACAGAAGUGUGGAAUCUUUGAAAGGAUGCACAACACCUUAUGGAUGUGACUGUCAGUCAUGUCCUCCUUCCACCAUUUUUCUCCCUUUUUUGGAAUGACUUGAGAGCAAGAGGUCUUUGCCACAGGGCUAUAUAUCACACUAUAUAAUAUUUUUUUCUGUGGGUUAAAAGCUUGCUUCCUGUGUAAAGUAGAGCUACUCUUGGGAACCAUAACCUACCACACUUCUACUCUUCAGUGUGCAUGAAAUAGUGUGAUAAAAAUCACUUGUGGGGAGUCGGGCGGUAGCACAGUGGGUUAAGCACACGUGGUGCAAAGCACAAGAACCGGCUAAGGAUCCCAGUUCGAGCCCCCAGCUCCCCACCUGCAGGGGAGUCGCUUCACAGGCAGUGAGGUAGGUCUGCAGGUGUCUCUGUUUCUCUUCCCCUCUCUGUCUUCCCCUCCUCUCUCCAUUUCUCUCUGUGCUAUCCAACAACAAUGACAUCAAUAACAACAACAAUAAUAACUGCAACUAUAAAAAUGACAAGGGCAACAAAAGGGAAAAUAAAUAAAUAUUUUUUAAAAAAUCACUUGUGGAGUCCUGAGCCCCAUGCAAGGAAAUGGACAUCCUGGACAUCUUGGACAUCCAAAUGGCUUAUAGUAGAAGGAACUGGUAGUGAGUUUCAGUGAUUUCAUAGGUUUUUGAGGGCUCAUUCUACUUUUAAUCCAUUUCCUUUUGUUGGUGUUUUCAAUUGUGCAAUGUGGAAUUUUGAAACCAGAAGCUAUGGUUUCAUCUUCGACUCUGUCACCAGUGGUAGCCCUGGAGACGCAGGUAUUACCUCAGAAGAGAAGAAGGUAAUACCUUUAGUCGCCACUGAUGUGGUGGUCAUGAAAAGUCAAUGAGAUAACCUGUUCAACUACACAAAGAAUCAAAAGAUCCAGCUACUAACUAUAUUUAGAAUAUAUAUAAAUGGGGGAGUCGGGCUGUAGCACAGCGGGUUAAGCGCAGGUGGCGCAAAGCACAAGGACCGGCGUAAGGAUCCUGGUUCGAACCCCGGCUCCCCACCUGCAGGGGAGUCGCUUCACAGGCGGUGAAGCAGGUCUGCAGGUGUCUAUCUUUCUCUCCUCCUCUCUGUCUUCCCCUCCUCUCUCCAUUUCUCUCUGUCCUAUCCAACAAUGACAACAACAAUAAAAAAACAAGGGCAACAAAAGGGAAUAAAUAAAUAAAAUAAAUAUUUAAAAAAAUAAUAAUAAAAUAAAAUAAGAAUAUAUGUAAAUGGGGAAAUACUUGUACCCUUGGCUUAUGAGACAUCAUAUCCUUUAUUUAUUCAUUUUGUGAGCUGUUCCUUUAACCAUUUUAGCAGUGCUAUGCACACUGUAUUGGAGAUGACAUGUUGGUUCAAUCAGUGGGAUGUGGUGACCAAAGUGCAGAGAAAUGAUACAUUGAUCUCUAGUCAAGAUACAAGCAGAGAGUUUUAGAAACUUCAGAAUCAAAGCAUCUUUGUGAUCAUGGAAAUAUUGACUAACUUCAUAUGCCUGAUCUCAGCCCGCAUACAUCUGGGCAAUGUGGUAUCCGUUCCUCAAUCUUUAUACAAUUGUAUAGUGGACUUGUCGUUUAUUUUUUAAAUAGCACCAAAGCAACAAUUUAUAAGGCUAUUCAAGUGACAGCUACAUGCAUUUCCUUCUCCAAAUGUAGUCAGCAAUUUUUGGCAGCAACGUUAACUUUUUAUAGUUAAUUUCCCUGUAAUAUUUAUUUUUAAAAAUUUCUUUAUUGGGGGAUUAAUGGUUUAAAGUUGACAGCAAAAUACAAUAGUUUGUAUAUGCAUAACAUUUCCCAGUUUUCCACAGAAUAAUUCAACCCUCACUAGGUCCUCCUCUGCCAUGAUGUUCCAGGACCUGAACACCCCCCUCCCCCAACACACACCCCAGAGUCUUUUACUUUGGUGCAGUACACCAACUCUAGUCCAAGUUCUGCUUAGUGUGUUCCCUUCUGAUCUUGUUUUUCAGCUUAUGCCUAUGAAUGAGAUCAUCCCAUACUGUAACACCUAUUUCAAAACCUAUUUUCUAUUUGCCAACAGACAUUCACAUAGUUCAUUCAAAGUAUUGAAAAAGACAAACAAAAAAACCACCUAAAAUAUGAACCUCAACCCAACAUGCCUUAGAUAGUAAUUAUUAAAAGAAUAAAAUCAUAUUUAAUUCAUAUAUUACAUUCUAUAAUCAUGUAACUUGGAUUUGGGACUAAAAUAAUAAAAUAAUUAAUUUAUUGUCAUUAUUUUCACCUUUUUCACUAGGAAUACCAAAUAAAUAUAGACUAGUAAAUAGUCAUUUUUUUUCUGUGAAAACCAAAUCCUUCUGCUUUUCAGCCUAAAGUGUAUCAUUUAUUUGCUUGUUUAAUUUCUAUAGUAUAUGUAGACAUUGUGUCUGGUUGUGAGUUUACAGUGAAUGGAAGUGUAUUAUCACCAUGUUAAAUAAAAGAUACACAUGUAUAUAA
Messenger RNA from Erinaceus europaeus (western European hedgehog), 4743 nucleotides. RefSeq names its product prokineticin receptor 1 (gene PROKR1). The record is from RefSeq and is a predicted model, not a curated record. Lineage: Eukaryota; Metazoa; Chordata; Mammalia; Eulipotyphla; Erinaceidae. The coding region runs from base 139 to 1323 and encodes 394 amino acids. Gene Ontology annotation, molecular function: neuropeptide Y receptor activity. The transcript is spliced from 2 exons. Gene Ontology annotation, cellular component: membrane. Gene Ontology annotation, biological process: neuropeptide signaling pathway.